Brienomyrus brachyistius is the source of this 2088-nucleotide messenger RNA. Its product is annotated as hepatitis A virus cellular receptor 1 homolog. The transcript has 5 exons. The coding region runs from base 11 to 628 and encodes 205 amino acids. NCBI's taxonomy places the organism in Eukaryota, Metazoa, Chordata, Actinopteri, Osteoglossiformes, Mormyridae. The record is from RefSeq and is a predicted model, not a curated record.
UUCAGCAUCGAUGACUUUGCUUCUAGCCAAAAUGCAUGCUUUAUUCCUAGUGCAUUACUGCUUCACCUUUAGUAUAGGGCUCGGGUGCAGUGCUGCAUUAAAGUUGGUGGUGGGGUCCGCUGGGGACCCAGUAACGCUGCGCUGCAAAUACAGCGUUGAAACGCACGGGGCUGUAAGCGCGUGCUGGGGACGAGGCUUGGUGCCGCUGUUCAAAUGCCAGGACACCAUCGUUUCCACCGAUGGAGCUAAAGUGACUUUCAGGACUUCGGGGAGGUAUCAGUUACGGGGGGGAAUGGAGGGAGGCGAUGUCUCCCUCACCAUCGUCAACAUCACGCAGCAAGACUCGGGGAAUUAUGGAUGCCGCGUGGAAAUACCAGGACUGUUCAACGACGAAAAAUACAACUUCCAUUUGCUGGUCAGAGAUGCCUUCACCACAGAGGGAACCAUUGUAGUACCUGCCAGAGUCCAGACUGAGCAAGAGGGUCACGACUUCACAGGGAACACGAUACGGAUUAUAGCAAUAAUAGUCAUUUCAGCAUUAAUCCUCUGCAUUAUUACAGGUUCAAAGUUCUCCAGGAGAUGCCAGAUCAGCAGAAACACACAGGAAGAUGCAGUGCCCACUGUCUGACUCAAAUAAGCGCUGAUUCCUGGCUAGGAAAGCAGACAUGGAAGGCGAACAAGACUGAAACAAAUAAAUGAAGAAGUGCAUGUGCUGGAGGUCACCAACGCGAUAGGAAAGUCCCUUCAUGCUCACAUUCAAACAGAAGGAAUGGUUCUCAAACAGUAUCAUAUGCUGAAAAAUAUCAGUGACAGCUGCUAUGACCCACAUGCAAAAUGUGUGAUCUUUUCUGACGCUCCCUGACUGCUGUGACAAUGAAGACAGCGGUCAUCAUCAUUUUCCCCUCACUGGUCACAGAGGAAGUAGAGACCCUCCCACCAAGGGACCAAUGAGAGUCUUUUAAAUGAAACUGGCGAUUCAUGACACCAUUCAUGUGAGUCUGGCUUCAGAAAAAGUGCCGUGCGCUUCCUCUGUGCAUGCUGGGCUUUGUAAUUCCAGGAGGGGAAACCAGUGAAAGCCAGUGAAGGCAGUGAUUACCGGACAUGCCCGACCCCCAAAAGCUCAGUGGCUGACCAGCAGCUUGUCACUCUGUGCAUAGAUCUGACCCGGCUCAGAACCUUCCCACUCUUCUCCUUCCCACUCUGAGUUUUCAGGAAAUUGUUUCAGCUGCCUAUGGUCUCCUGACUGUCAUGCUAGCAGACAGUGUCGGCACACGCCAGGACAGCCACACUGGAGCACGGGUACAGGUGGGGGGGGGGAGGGGAGGGACACGUAAAAUGACCCUCCAUGCACCAAAGAGGGAGGAAACACUGCCGCGUACUGCAGUGUUCUGACAUCACAGGCCAGCGCAGUGCGGAGAGGAAGUCCGAGGUGGGCUGAUUUCCUACAGACCACUUCCUUUAAGCCCUCUGCUAAGACCUUGCUAACUCUGUGUUCAGGCUAAAAAUGCACUGAUACCUUAACACACACUCUAACGUGACCCUUAACACACAGUCUAAUAAAACACACUGUCUCGCAUAGCAUACAACCCACAGUUUGAUGUAACAAUGUCUGAAGUAACAUAACGUAGUCUAAUACGACAUAAGUCAUAUAACACACAGUCCACCAGGGGCGCAGAUGGUGGUGGGGAAGGGGGGACAGUUAUAUAUAGCCACCCCCCCACUUUUGGUGAAAAAAAAUGAUAAGUAGCAUCCCUAAAUAAAGUAUCAUUGGACAUCUAAAGCUUCAGACUCAUUAAACUGUCAACCAUCACAUACUACUCACAGCAUGUGGAUACUGCAGUCAGGAGUCCACACACACUCACACUCCCACUGUCUCACUUUAUCUCCAUUUAUAGGUAGACAAAGUUCACACUUUCCUAUCAGCUCACAAAUAACUUCAAAAAUUUCAGCUUCCACAAUGACCUGCCAAUUUAACAAAGGAUAAAUAACUCAAAUACUGAUGUUACUUUUUUUAAUUCAAAAGCAUCUGUACUUUAUGUAACACUGCUGAAGUAUCUGAUUGUUCUCAUUAAAAAGAGAAAAACGAAA